AUGAAACCUCGUUCUAAUGCUUUGAGGAUAGCAAAAUUAGCAGCUUUUACGGUUAUCGUAAGCUCGAUAAUUCUCGGAGGUUUCAUUCUUGCUGCAUCCUGGAUUCAAGCAAACGCAGCAAGAAAUUUAGAUCUCACUUUAAAUCAGGAUUAA
Pediculus humanus corporis (human body louse) is the source of this 153-nucleotide messenger RNA. RefSeq lists its product as uncharacterized. The record is from RefSeq and is a predicted model, not a curated record. The transcript is spliced from 2 exons. Lineage: Eukaryota; Metazoa; Arthropoda; Insecta; Psocodea; Pediculidae. Bases 1 to 153 code for a protein of 50 amino acids.